This is a messenger RNA of Phaeoacremonium minimum UCRPA7, 1563 nucleotides long. RefSeq names its product putative atp synthase subunit beta protein. NCBI's taxonomy places the organism in Eukaryota, Fungi, Ascomycota, Sordariomycetes, Togniniales, Togniniaceae. The record is from RefSeq and is a predicted model, not a curated record. The transcript is spliced from 7 exons. Gene Ontology annotation, biological process: proton transmembrane transport; proton motive force-driven mitochondrial ATP synthesis. Gene Ontology annotation, molecular function: ATP hydrolysis activity; ATP binding; proton-transporting ATP synthase activity, rotational mechanism. Bases 1 to 1563 code for a protein of 520 amino acids.
AUGUUCAAGAGCGGCAUUUCUCGUACCUUUGCGAGAGCAGCUGCUCGCCCAUCCUUCGUCGCCGCGGCUCCCCGUCGCGCCAUCCGACCGGCGGCCCUCAGAUUCCCUCUCGGCAGCCGAUUUGCCAGCACUGCAGGUGUCGGUGAUGGCAAGAUCUACCAGGUUAUUGGUGCCGUCGUUGACGUAAAAUUCGAUGGCGCCAAGCUUCCUCCCAUUCUCAACGCUCUCGAGACCCAGAACAACGGCCAGAAGCUCGUCCUCGAGGUCGCCCAACAUCUCGGUGAGAAUGUCGUCCGCUGCAUUGCUAUGGACGGUACCGAGGGUCUCGUCCGAGGCGCCAAGGCUGCUGAUACCGGUGCUCCCAUCACCAUUCCCGUUGGCCCUGCCACUCUUGGUCGUAUCAUGAACGUCACUGGUGACCCGAUCGACGAGCGUGGCCCCAUCAAGACCGACAAGAGACUACCUAUUCACGCCGAGGCUCCCGAGUUCAUCGACCAGUCCACCACUGCUGAGAUUCUGGUUACUGGUAUCAAGGUCGUCGAUCUCCUGGCUCCCUACGCCCGUGGUGGAAAGAUUGGUCUGUUCGGUGGUGCUGGUGUCGGCAAGACUGUCUUCAUUCAGGAGCUGAUCAACAACAUCGCUAAGGCUCACGGUGGUUACUCCGUGUUCACUGGUGUCGGUGAGCGUACCCGUGAGGGUAACGAUCUGUACCACGAAAUGCAGGAGACCUCCGUCAUUCAGCUUGAUGGCGAAUCUAAGGUCGCCCUGGUGUUCGGUCAGAUGAACGAGCCCCCCGGAGCCCGUGCCCGUGUCGCUCUUACUGGUCUGACCGUCGCCGAGUACUUCCGUGACGAGGAGGGUCAAGACGUGCUUCUCUUCAUUGACAACAUCUUCCGGUUCACUCAAGCUGGUUCUGAGGUGUCUGCCCUGCUGGGUCGUAUCCCCUCUGCCGUCGGUUACCAACCCACUCUCGCCGUCGACAUGGGUGGUAUGCAAGAGCGUAUCACCACCACCAAGAAGGGUUCCAUUACUUCCGUCCAGGCCGUCUACGUCCCUGCUGACGAUUUGACUGAUCCUGCCCCGGCCACCACCUUCGCCCAUUUGGACGCCACCACUGUGCUGUCCCGUGGUAUUUCUGAGUUGGGUAUCUACCCCGCUGUCGACCCUCUCGACUCCAAGUCUCGUAUGUUGGACCCCCGUAUUGUCGGACAGGAGCACUACGACAUUGCCAGCCGCGUACAACAGAUUCUUCAGGAGUACAAGUCUCUCCAGGAUAUCAUUGCCAUUCUGGGUAUGGACGAACUUUCAGAAGCUGAUAAGCUUACCGUCGAGCGUGCCCGUAAGAUCCAGCGUUUCCUGAGCCAGCCUUUCACUGUCGCCCAGGUUUUCACUGGUAUCGAGGGCAAGCUGGUUGACCUGAAGGACACCAUCAACUCCUUCAAGGCCAUCCUCAACGGUGAGGGUGAUGAUCUUCCCGAGGGUGCGUUCUACAUGGUUGGCGACUUCGCAUCGGCACGUGAGAAGGGUGAGAAGAUUCUGGCUGAGCUUGAGAAGAGCACUUAA